Messenger RNA from Callorhinus ursinus (northern fur seal), 1142 nucleotides. Its product is annotated as melanoma-associated antigen B1-like. Gene Ontology annotation, biological process: negative regulation of transcription by RNA polymerase II. The record is from RefSeq and is a predicted model, not a curated record. Gene Ontology annotation, cellular component: nucleus. NCBI's taxonomy places the organism in Eukaryota, Metazoa, Chordata, Mammalia, Carnivora, Otariidae.
GCGGCGGUUCGUUGGGCGGCGGACGGUUUCCUGGGACCGGUCUAAAGUCAAGGGGCCCAAAUCACCUGUCCACUGGCUCACACCCUUACCUGCCAUCCCUGAUCACAGCCAUUAUGCCUCGUGGUCAGAAGAGUAAGCUCCGUGCUCGUGAGAAACGCCGCCGUAACAGAGAUGAGGCCCGAGGUCUUAUGAGUGCUCAGGCCACCACAGCAGAGGAGGAAGAGACCACUCCUUCCUCCUCUCCUGUUUUUGGGGAUGCUCCCUCAGGCUCCCCUGUUCCUGGCACUUCCCAGGAGCCCCAGGAAGGUGUGGCCACCACCAGUGCUGCUGCAGGUGUUUCACGCCCGAGAUCUAAUGUAGGUGCCAAAAGCCAGGUUGAGGAAAAUAAAAAUUCCUCUCAGGCCUCAACUUCUACUGAGAGUGCUAGCAAAGAUCCUCUAACCAGGAGGGUGGGGAUGUUGAUGCAGUUCCUGCUGUAUAAGUAUAAAUUGAAGGAGCCCAUUAAAAAGGCAGACAUGCUGAAGAUCAUCAACAAAAGGUACAGGGAGCACUUCCCCGAGAUCCUCCGGAAAGCCUCCGAGCGCAUGGAGCUGGUCUUUGGCCUACAAUUGAAGGAAGUCAAGCCAGGCGGUCACUCCUAUACCCUCGUCAGCAGCCUAGACCUCACCAGUGAUGGCAAUGUGAGCAGCGCCUGGGGCUUUCCUAAGAAUGGGCUUCUCAUGCCUCUCCUCGGUGUGAUCUUCUUGAGUGGCAACCGCGCCUCUGAGGAAGAUAUCUGGGAAUUCCUGAAUAUUUUGGGUAUCUAUGAUGGAAGGAGGCACUUCAUCUUUGGGGAGCCCAGGAAGCUCAUCACCCAAGAUUUGGUGCAGGAAAAGUACCUGGAAUACCGCCAGGUGGCCAACAGUGAUCCUCCACGCUACGAGUUCCUGUGGGGCCCCAGGGCCCACGCUGAGACCAGCAAGAUGAAAGUCCUAGAGUUUCUGGCCAAGAUCCAUGAUACCGUCCCCAGUGCCUUCCCGCCGCAUUAUGAAGAGGCUCUGCGAGAUGAGGAAGAGCGAGCCCGAGCCGCAGCUGGGGCUGCCUCUACUACCAAGGCCGGUGCACGUUCCCGGGCCAAGUCCAGCCGCUCCUCUCGUCCCUAG